This is a messenger RNA of Bubalus bubalis (water buffalo), 2132 nucleotides long. RefSeq names its product neutrophil cytosolic factor 2 (gene NCF2). The transcript is spliced from 16 exons. The coding region runs from base 264 to 1805 and encodes 513 amino acids. Lineage: Eukaryota; Metazoa; Chordata; Mammalia; Artiodactyla; Bovidae. The record is from RefSeq and is a predicted model, not a curated record. Gene Ontology annotation, molecular function: superoxide-generating NADPH oxidase activator activity; protein binding. Gene Ontology annotation, cellular component: NADPH oxidase complex. Gene Ontology annotation, biological process: superoxide anion generation; phagocytosis; respiratory burst.
CCCACACUCCGCCCCGCUUGCCCUCUUUCUCCUUCUCUUUCCUUUUCUCUCACAGAACUGACUGCUCUGUGCGUCCGUUGCCAAAAGGUGGGGACACUUCCUGCCGCCUUUGCAACACUGAGAAGUUGUCUUGAGGAGCCUGAGCCCCAAGUCUGAGUUCCAGGCCAGCAAAGUGCAGGCGGGUUGGGGGCGGCCCAGCUGGGGAGACACAGGCUUGCCCUCUCCCCGGGUCUCCAGGCAGCCCUCCCGGUUUGCACCUGACCAUGUCCCUGGCCGAGGCUAUCAGCCUCUGGAAUGAAGGAGUGCUGGCAGCUGACAAGAAGGACUGGAAGGGAGCCCUGGAUGCCUUCACUGGGGUACAGGACCCCCACUCCAGGAUCUGCUUCAAUGUGGGCUGCAUAUACAUGAUUCUGGGGAAACUGCCGGAGGCGGAGAAGGCCUUCACCAAAAGUAUUAACCGAGACAAGCACUUGGCAGUGUCCUACUUCCAACGAGGGAUGCUCUAUUACCAGAUGGAAAAGUAUGAUUCCGCCAUUAAAGACCUUAAGGAGGCUUUGACUCAGCUUCGAGGGAACCAGCUGAUUGACUACAAGAUCCUGGGGCUACAGUUCAAGCUGUUUGCCUGUGAGGUGUUAUAUAACAUUGCUUUCAUGUACGCCAAGAGGGAGGAAUGGAAAAAGGCUGAAGAACAUUUAGUGCUGGCUGUGAGCAUGAAGUCUGAGCCGAGACACUCCAAAAUCGACAGAGCCAUGGAAAGCGUUUGGAAACAGAAGCUGUAUGAGCCAGUGGUGAUCCCUGUGGGCAGGCUCUUUCGGCCCAACGAGAGGCAAGUGGCUCAGCUGGUCAAGAAGGAUUACCUAGGCAAGGCCACGGUGGUGGCCUCUGUGGUAGACCAGGACAGCUUCUCAGGGUUUGCCCCACUGCAGCCGCAGGCAGCUGAGCCUCCACCCAGGCCGAAAACCCCAGAGAUCUUCAGGGCCCUGGAAGGCGAAGCCCACCGAGUGUUGUUUGGGUUUGUGCCUGAGACACCAGAGGAGCUGCAGGUCAUGCCAGGGAACAUCGUCUUUGUCUUGAAGAAGGGCAAUGAUAACUGGGCUACGGUCAUGUUCAACGGGCAGAAGGGGCUUGUUCCCUGCAACUACCUUGAACCAGUUGAGCUGCGGAUCCAUCCUCAGCAGCAGCCCCAGGAAGAAACCUCCCUGGAGUCUGAUAUCCCAGCUCCCCCGAGUUCCAGUGCUCCUGGAAGACCCCAGUUGUCACCAGGUCAGAAAGGAAAAGAAGAGCCCAAGCAGGAAAUCAAGCUCAGUGUCCCCAAGUCCUACACACUCAAGGUGCAUUACAAGUACACGGUGGUCAUGGAGACUCAGUUCAGGCUCCCCUACAGCCAGGUCCGGGACAUGGUGGCUAAGAAGCUGGAUCUCCUGCCGGAACACACUAAGCUGAGCUACCGUCCUCAGGACAGCAAUGAGCUGGUGCCCCUUUCAGAAUUCAGCAUGAAGGAUGCCUGGGCCCAAGUGAAAAACUACUGCCUGACGCUGUGGUGUGAGAACACCGUGCAAACACCUACUGAGAACUUUCUGUGUACCGGACACUGUGCUAAGGGCACUUUGUGUAUUAAUUCUUACAACCUGCAUAACUCUGUGAGGGUGACCAGGGCUUUCCAGAUGAACCCGAAGAAAGCAAAAAAUCUGAUGCUAAUAACCAGACAACAGAACUUGAGCUUAAGGAAGGGAGCAAAGUGGUUGCUCUCUUCAGUUACGAGGCUACCCAGCCAGAAGACCUGGAGUUCCUGGAAGGGGACGUAAUCCUGGUGAUAUCAACGGUGAAUGAAGAAUGGCUGGAAGGGGAGUGCAAAGGGAAGGUUGGCAUUUUCCCCAAAGCUUUUGUUGAACAACAUCCAACUACAGACUUGGAAAGCAUGCCCGGAGGAGUCUAGGAUGUUUCACAACCUACAACGUUGAAGAAAAGGAAGUAUAUUGCUUACAAGAUUUGGCACGCCUCAGCUAUACAUUUGAGAGACACCUCUGGAAGUAUUAAUUCAUCCAUUAAAGUAUUAAUCCAUCAUCAAGUAAUAUUCAUGAAAUAAAUAUUAAUUCAACUCUUCCAUUAAAACUUAACCUAUUAGACAAUGA